AUGAUUUUGUUUACUCCCCCCCCCCCCCCGUGAGCGAACAAAACCAUUAGAAAAAUCGCCAUUUUUUGACCAAAAACCCCACCCUCCGUGAGUGAACAAAAAUUUUUUUAAUAGAAAAAAUUUUAAUGGAAAAAAAUUUUGAUAUAUAAGUGAUAAUUAGUAUAAUGAAAUCUAGAGCUAAUUCUGUUUAAUUUUAAACAAAUUGCGUUUUAAAACAUAAAUUUGCAAAUUAAAUUAAUAUUUGCUUCCCAAUUUUUGCAAAUUAGGAUUUUUUUAAAUUUCGAAAAAAAUAUUUUUUAUAAAAUUUAUAUAUAAAUUUUUUUUAAAAAAAAAAAAUAACCCCCCUCCGUGAGCGAACAAAAUUUUUUUGUUCGCUCACGGAGGGGGGGGGGGGAGUUAGUGCUUUUAGAUGAAGUUUUUGUGCUAAAAUAUCUGCUUUAUUUUCAUAUUGGAUAAUUGGGAUUACAGGGACUUUAGAUAAAGCAGCAAAAAUUACUUGAGUAUCUGGGGCAGAUUUGGUUUUGGUGGUGACUGUUGUCGUGACUUCUUCGACUUCUUCAAACUCUACUGGCUCUUUUGUCCAUCUCUCAAAAGCUUUGUAG
Molecule: messenger RNA, 602 nt
Organism: Blepharisma stoltei
Lineage: Eukaryota; Ciliophora; Heterotrichea; Heterotrichida; Blepharismidae
Source: the annotation of a GenBank genome assembly